Cuscuta europaea is the source of this 2242-nucleotide messenger RNA. Lineage: Eukaryota; Viridiplantae; Streptophyta; Magnoliopsida; Solanales; Convolvulaceae. The record is from the annotation of a GenBank genome assembly.
UAUUCAUUCAUCUUCUUCCUCACAUUAGCUCAAAUCUCUCCAUUUUAUUAUAAUUUGGAUAUCCCUAUAAUCCAUAAAUGGUGCUUUCAUUGAGAGUUUUGAGCAAAAAUCAAGUGAGAAAUCCUCCCAAAAAAUAUCCAAAGAAUAUUUCAUUCACAAAAAAAUCCAGAACAAAAUGAUCUCGAAAAUGCAAAAAAAGGAGGAAGAAUUUGCAAUUUCAGAUCUGAGAAGUCCCAGAUCUGACCGCAAACGGGCCGUCAGUCGCAGCUCCCCUCUAGUCUGGUGAGCCCUUGCAAGUUUCUGCCAUUAAAUGGCCACAAGAUAUUGCCAUUUUGCCAGUAGGGAGCCCUUGCUCCUUGCAGAGUGCUGGUCAAGAUAUCGUCGGGCGAGAGUAAUUUCGCACAGAGCAGCAGUAGAUCUGACGACCGAACCUACACUUUCCGGCGACAUCCAUGGAAGAGGAUCGAUCAUAUCUCCAGGCGCCCAGCGGAAAGCCAUCGACUGUAGUUCUCGACUAGCAAAAUGGUUGCCAAGCUGGCAAGCUCCUCUCCUGCAACGCCAUCUGCAGUAGCUAGCCGUCGCGGCUCGCUUCCUCUUCCCAAGAAAGCCAGGCAGGGAUGAUUUGGUCAAAGAGGAGUGAUUACCCCAUAAUCCAUUUCCGGUGGCAUGGAUUUCUACCAGCUGGAUGGACAAGGCUUGGAUUAAAAUUGAUGGGCCAAGACUACACGCAGUCCACGACUUCAACAUCACAGUGCAUUUAUCCAGCUCAUUCAAAGCUAAGUACUCCUAAUUUCCCUCCAUGGAAUUGAUAUGUGAACUUAUUUGAUAAGAUGAUUAUAAAAAAAAUCAUAAAUGAAAUAUUUUAAUAAUAUAGCAUCAAACUUCAAUCUCGAGGGGUGAGUCAUCCGUGAAAAGACCCGUAAAUAGUGUCUAGCGGAUCCCAGCUAAGAACUUGGGUGACGAGUUGAGCUAGAUUAUUAAUUUAUUAUCAUUAUUUUUUAAAUAGUGUGUAUUUUUUGACAUUGAAAAAAUGGACUUAUGAAAUUCCGAGCACUCGCGUACACCGGGCGAGCACACACACUCGCGCCACCGGGUCACGUCAAACGAGUGUGGAUAGUAAGCUCUCAAUCCAAAUGUUAUCUAAUGCAUACUUUAGUUUCUAUGUUUUGUAUGAGUUAUGUGUGCCCUCUAGCUAUCGGAAAUGAACUGCAAUCCCUCAGCGGUAGGUUCAGUCCUUUAUGCGUGCCACGCUCCAACUAAGUAUAGAAACCUAGCUUGAGUUGCAGCUUGGAAAUUUGCGGCAACUUGAUUUAGGCCCAAAUCCAAUAGCAAAUUAUAAGCUCAAGAAAUUAUAACAAUUUUAUUUGAAUGCAUAGGUGCAACUAUAUGAUGACAUCAUACCGGCCACUUAGCCGUCUCUCAUGGUCAUCUUUAUUUGAUGGCUUGGACUUCUUAUAGACCUCUCGGCCACACGUCUCGGUCACUUUAUUUGAUGACCCGGACAUCAUAUUAUGGACGGCCACUCGACCUAUCUCUUAGUCAUCUUUAUUUGAUGACUAGGACUACUUAUCAUGCCGAGCUACUCACAUCUAGAGACUGGUCUCGGCCAUCCCCUCAGGAGACGGACACCGUUGCAGCUCCACACCUAGGUCGAAGGGCUCAACCCUUUUGCUUCAUUUUGGGGGCAUCCGGUGUACUCUUUUCCCCCUCAUUAGGAUUUUUUCCCACAGGGUUUUUUCUUAAUGAUGUUUUUAAUGAGGCAUCUCCCCAUUGUGGAUCAAAAGGUGUCAGCCCUCGGCCCCCUGUUGAAGACAUCACGCGACACGCAUUACUCUACUCCUCUUCACCUCACUACAUUCACCUCAAGGAGUGGGGGACUGGAAGAGCGGGGGACUUAGCGCCUCCGUUAACCAAAGAAGCAGAAAUUCAAAAAUUUUCACGAAGUUUACUCAUCAGAUGAUAUGUUGAAGAUCAUUAAAUUGUGAAUCAAGUUUGUCACCUAUCUUGUUAUAGAUUAGCUUUAUAUUAUCCGUGUACUCAAUAUUUGUGUUUAUUAGGUUAAAGAAUAUGGGACCAAGUGUCAGGCCCAUAUUAGGCUGAAAGCCUUUUCCGCCAACCCUAUACCUGCGCAUAUAAAAAGGCGCUUCAGGUUUAGGGUUGCGUUAACUUUCGUACUCGUUCCAAAUAGCCUUAGCGCAAAUUCUUCUAUGUACGAGUUCACGGUAUAUCAAGGAAGGUUUAC